This is a messenger RNA of Heterotrigona itama, 2432 nucleotides long. NCBI's taxonomy places the organism in Eukaryota, Metazoa, Arthropoda, Insecta, Hymenoptera, Apidae. The record is from the annotation of a GenBank genome assembly.
CGUGCAUUAACGACUUCAACGAUGAGUGAAGCUAAAAGAACAAAGAGAAAAGUGAACGACACAUUUAAUCUUUAUCAUGGCAAAAUAAAAAAAGAAAAAAACUAACGCAAUUCUGAGUAGUUUGGUAAUGGUUCCAAAACGUUUUGAAUUUCGCGCGUCCGAGCUGCGCACGCGCAGUUCGCUCAUGGCGUUUCUACAAAACCCGCUGUUGUUUUUUCAUUAAUUACGUCAGCACGAUUUGACGUCAGUAGCUUCGAGAAUCGUUUCCUUACCCUCUCCUACUGUACAGCUUCUGAUGAAACGUUGUUUUCCCUGAAUCUCAUUCACGUUCCGAGUCCCGUUAUUGACACGUCACGAUAGUCGAACUUGUCAAAUAUAGAACACAAUUCCACGAAACCUUAGGGUUCAGAGUGACGUUGAAGAAUAUAUCAUUCUUGCAUCAAUUCUGGAAUAAUCACUGUCUAUAAUAUAAUCGCGCCUAAUUUUGUGCCCAGAUUGCUUCGCAAGAAAUCGACCGAGAUGAGUUACGGUUAUCAAGGACCACCAGUGAUUCAAUUUCCGGGACACACACCACCACCGACAUCAUUCGGGGCUCCACCUGGCACACCCUCUGCUCCUGGUGCUUAUUCUCAAAGUGGCAGCAUAGGCUUCACGAGUGGUGCACCUGUGUCUUUUGGAAUGCCACAACCUUAUUCACCGUAUCCUUUCACACCUUAUCCGCCACAAUCUGGCCAUCCCAUGCCAAAUCAGUAUCCUCCUCCAGCACCGGGAGCUCCUGUCCAACAAAUGCCUGUGCCCAUGCCGCAAUCAACUCCAUCCUAUCCGUUUCAACAGCCGUGUAACAAUUCGGGACAGCCUUCUGCAUAUCAGCAACAACGAGAUUAUAACUUGUAUCCAAAUCUUCAGACUGUACCGGUUGCAAAAGAAUGUUUUAAUACACCUUCUCCAUAUAACUCUGUCUCUGCCUCUGACGUUUAUUCAAAUAACUCAAGCUUUUAUCAAGGCAGAAGCUAUCCUGGGGGACAGGGUGCAGGAUUCUAUCCUCCACACGAAACUAAUUCUUUCACCUAUCAACCUAAACCAGCCCCAGCCCCCCGAAAAAGUCAGUUUAUAACCAAGUUGUCGCCUACGGUUGUACCAUACAAUGAUUUUGAUGCCAGAGCAGAUGCAGAAAUUUUGAGGAAAGCAAUGAAAGGUUUUGGUACGGAUGAGAAAGCUAUUAUUCACGUGCUUGCCAAUCGCAGUAAUCUGCAGCGUCAAGAAAUUGCUGUUCAAUUUAAAACUCUCUAUGGAAAGGAUCUUAUAAAAGAUUUGAAAUCUGAAUUGUCGGGCAAUCUCGAGAAACUGGUUCUUGCUAUGAUGAUGCCGUUGCCGCAGUUUUAUGCCAAAGAAUUGCAUGAUGCAAUGUCUGGUAUCGGUACCGAUGAAUGCGUUCUCAUAGAAGUAUUGUGUACUAUGUCCAAUCACGAGAUUCGUGUGAUUAAACAAGCUUACGAAGCAAUGUACGGGAGAACAUUAGAAGAUGACUUAAGAGACGAUACCUCCGGGAAUUUCAAGCGGUUAAUGGUAUCGUUGUGUUGUGCCAACAGAGAUGAAUCAUUCGACGUAGACGCAGCGGCCGCUGUAGAAGAUGCCAAAGAACUUCUCAGAGCUGGUGAACUCCGUUUCGGAACUGACGAAUCAAUGUUUAACGCAAUACUUGUUCAAAGAAACGUUCCACAAUUGAGACAGAUAUUUCAAGAGUACGAAAAUAUUACCGGUCACACAAUCGAGGAUGCGGUCGAGAACGAGUUCUCGGGUGAUAUUAAAAAAGGUCUUCUAGCUAUCGUGAAAUGCGUUAAAAACAGAGCUAGUUUUUUUGCUGAGCAAUUAUACAAGAGUAUGAAAGGUCUUGGCACAGAUGAUGAUCGCUUAAUCAGGCUUGUUGUCACUCGUUGCGAAGUGGACAUGGGAGAAACCAAACAAGUAUUCGGACAACAGUAUAACGAAUCGCUAGAAGAUUUUAUAUCUGUUAGUAUCAAUUAAAAAAAGAAUUGCAAGAAAAUUAAUUGAUUGAAUCUAACAACUGGUUUUUUCCUUUUUUUUUCAGGGUGAUUGUUCCGGUCAUUAUAAGAAAUGUCUUCUAGCACUUGUCUCUUAAAACUACACCAGCAAAAAAUAUGACAUAAUACUUCAUCGCAUUUAAUGGUGAAUUUGAAGUAUUAAUAUUUACAUUUAUUUAUUUACUUACUCGUUGUUUAAUAUGUUAUAAAUGAGCCACGUUAUCAUAUUGAAAUAUUUUUAUAAAUGAAAUAUGUUCCUAAGAAAACUUACAAAACUCUAUAUACGAUGUUUACACAAGACACAGAGCAUACAAAUUUCAAAUUUUGAAUUCAAUUGAAUCUGAAUUAUUAUUAUUAUUAUAAUUAUAGAAGUAUUCUAUAAGUAAAGCC